AUGAAGUUUGUUCCGCCGUCUGGUCUCCCAUGGUCAAAUAUAAAGACCGAAAUCCAACCUCAGAAGAUCGAGGAUAUUCGGGGUCGCGAAAAUGAAGUUUCUCUGAGCACAACUGGAUUCUCCCUAGAAUCGUUCGACUCCGGCAUGACUUACGAGGAUUUCGACGACGAAGACAAGAUUGUUCAAACAUAUUUACCAAAUGUUGCCAGGCUCCUGAAAUCCAUGCUCAAUCCAUCCAGGAUACAAAUUUUUGAGUUUCUUGUUCGUGCGCCUUGA
Molecule: messenger RNA, 276 nt
Organism: Penicillium canariense
Lineage: Eukaryota; Fungi; Ascomycota; Eurotiomycetes; Eurotiales; Aspergillaceae
Exons: 1
Coding region: 1-276 (91 amino acids)
Molecular function (GO): oxidoreductase activity
Source: RefSeq, a predicted model, not a curated record